AUGAAACGCUUAUCUUCUUCAUUCUUCCAGUCCUUAUGUAGGUACCCUUCAAAUCAAGUGUUAUUGCCGUGUGCUUGCCUGCAGGGGUGUGCCCAGGGUCAGCUGGACAUGGAGGGGGCUCUGACCGCACGGGACCGCGUGGGGAUCCAGGACUUUGUCCUGCUGGACGCCCACACCAGCGAGACUGCUUUCCUAGACAACCUGAAGAAACGCUUCAUUGAGGACCUAAUCUAUACCUAUAUAGGCACUCUGCUAGUGUCUGUGAACCCCUACAAAGAGUUGGCUAUCUACAGUAAAAAACAGAUGGAUAUAUACAUGGGCGUCAACUUUUUUGAGCUUCCACCGCAUAUUUUUGCCCUGGCGGACAACGCCUACCACACCAUGCUGACUGAGGCCAACAACCACUUCAUCCUCAUCUCUGGGGAGAGUGGUGCCGGCAAGACCGAGGCUUCCAAGAAGAUCCUGCAGUACUACGCUGUGAGCUGCCCCAGUACCACCCUACUGGACAGCGUCAGGGACCGGAUGCUGUUGUCCAACCCUGUGCUGGAGGCUUUCGGCAACUCCAAAACACUGAAGAAUGACAACUCUAGCCGCUUCGGGAAGUACAUGGAUAUCCAGUUUGACAUCCAGGGGGAUGCAGUGGGGGGGCACAUCCUGAGCUACCUGCUGGAGAAGUCCAGAGUGGUCCACCAGAACCACGGAGAGAGGAACUUCCACAUCUUCUAUCAGCUCGUGAAGGGAGGAGAGGAGGACCUGCUGCAUCAGCUAGGCCUCGAGAGCAACUGCCAGCACUACAGCUACCUGGUGCAAGGCGAGUGUGCCAACGUGACCUCAAUCAAUGACAAGAAUGACUGGACGACAGUGAGAAACGCCCUGUCCGUCAUCGACUUUGAUGAGAGUGACAUACAACACCUGUUAGGGGUCAUAGCAAGCGUCCUCCACUUAGGGAACGUGCAGUUUGAGCCUGACAGCAAAGGCUACGCCACGUUGAGCAACAGCGCUGAGCUCCGCUGGGUUUCAACAUUGCUGGGCGUCAAUGUUCAAGUGCUGCAGGAGGGGCUGACAUCCAGGAAGAUUGAGGCCAAAACGGAUGAGGUGCUCAGCCCAUUCACAGUGGACCAUGCCAUCUAUGCCAGAGAUGCCCUCGCCAAAGCCAUCUAUGGACGCACCUUCACCUGGCUGGUCAAUAAAAUCAACGACUCCAUGGAAAAUAAGGACUCGUCAAGGAAGACAGUAAUUGGUCUGCUAGACAUAUAUGGCUUUGAAGUUUUCUAUGUCAACAGUUUUGAACAGUUCUGUAUAAACUACUGCAACGAGAAACUGCAGCAGCUUUUCAUCCAGCUGACCUUGAAGUCGGAGCAGGAGGAGUACGAAGCAGAGAGCAUUGGGUGGGAGCCUGUCCAGUUCUUCAACAACAAGAUUAUCUGUGACCUAGUGGAGGAGAAACACAGGGGCAUCAUCUCAGUGCUAGAUGAAGAGUGCCUGAGGCCUGGAGAGGCCACUGACCUCACGUUUCUGGAGAGGCUUGAGGAAAAAUUAGACAGUCACCCUCAUUUCGUCACGCACAAGCUGGCUGACAAGAAGACACGUAAGACGCUGGAGAGAGACGACUUUCGCCUUCUGCAUUACGCCGGGGAGGUCACCUACUGCGUUGUGGGGUUCCUCAACAAAAACAAUGACCUGUUAUACAGAAACAUCAAAGAUGUGAUGCGGCAAUCUAAAAAUACCAUAGUCAGAGAGUGCUUUGCAUCAAAGGAGUCGGAUGGCAGGCGGCGACCAGAGACGGUUGCUAGCCAGUUUAAGAGCAGUCUGCUGGGACUGACAGACAUCCUCAUGUCUAAGGAGCCCUGGUAUGUGCGCUGCCUCAAAUCUAACGAGUCCAAACAGCCAGGGCAGUUUGACGACAUGGUGGUUCGGCACCAAGUGAAGUACAUGGGGCUGAUGGAACACCUUCGGGUCAGACGGGCAGGUUUUGCAUACCGAUGCCGCUAUGACGUUUUUCUGCAGAGAUACAAGCCCCUAUGCCCAGCCACCUGGCCCUAUUGGAGAGGAGUGGCUGCAGAAGGAGUGGAAGUGCUGGUGCAGCACCUAGGUUACCUGCCAGAUGAGUACAAAAUGGGCAGAACCAAGAUAUUUAUCCGCCACCCCAGGACACUUUUUGCCACAGAGGAUGCCUUUGAGGUCUGCAAACAUAAACUUGCAUCAAGGAUUCAGGCCCAGUACAAGGGAUACUGGCAAAAAGGACAAUUCAGAAGACAGAAAGAAGCCGCCACCAAGAUUGAGACUUGCUGGCGAGGAGUACAAGCCAGGAAAGAGAAAGGGCGGAGACAAUGGGCUGUCAAGGUCAUCAAGAAGUUUAUUAAAGGAUACAUGGCCAGAGGGGAGGCAAAGACCACCGAUAACUCAGAAUACCUGGCCUUUGUCAGACAGAACUACCUAAACAGGCUGAAAGACAAUCUCCCUAAAAUGGUUCUGGAUAAAACCAGCUGGCUUACCCCUCCACCGGUAUUGACGGAGACCUCAGAGAUCCUGCGUCAGCUCCACAUGCGUCUCAUGGUGAGGAAGUAUAUCAGAGGUAUCACUGCACAACAGAAAGCACAGCUUCAACUCAAGGGGAUCACCAGUGUCAUCUUCAAGGGCAAGAAGGACAGCUACCCACAGAGUGUCUCCCAACCCUAUGUGGACACCAGGAUCAGUGAACAGGACAUAAAUAUGAAGGUCCUGCAGAUGAUUCACCAUGAAGGAAUCAAGUACAGCAUACCAAUAGUGAAGUAUGACAGGAAUGGAUUUAAAGCCCGACCUCGGCAGCUCAUCCUCACACAGACUGCUGCCUAUGUGGUGGAUGAUGCCAAGAUCAAGCAGAGAGUGCUGUACACUACUCUGAAAGGUGUGUCGGUCAGUACCUUGAGUGAUGGCGUCAUCAUUUUCCAUAUUGCAAGUGAAGACAAUAAGCAGAAGGGGGACCUAAUCAUGCAGUGUGACCACCUGUUUGAAGCGUUGACCAAACUCAGCGUGGUUGCCAACAAGCAGAGCGCAAUCAACGUGGUCCAGGGCAGCGUCAAGUUUCAGAUGCAGGCGGGGAAAGAGGGCAUUGUGGAAUUCAGCAGUGGCCAGGAGUCCAUGGUGUACAAGGACAAGAAUGGACAUUUCAUGGUGGUUUCCACUCGGACCAGGGCUCGAUGACCUGUGCAGGGUUCAGGACAGAGAGACACACUAAGGAGAGGAUGGACAGGCUCCCAGGAGACAGACACAUCAUCUGGAUUAGACCAAGAAUUUUGCUCUUGUAUUGCCUGAUUCCAGAUCUGUUUGUGUUGUGCACAAACUCAAUAGCCAGUUGCAAGACCACACAAACAAAUCUAGGAUCAGGCUGGUUUUUGUUAGAUGAACACCCAAAAGAUACCUACAGCUGUUGCUUUCAGAAAACCCUAAACUGCAAAUGUACAAACCAUUGAAUCAAUAUAUUUAAUGUCAAUCAGGCGGAGCUCUUAAGAAAAUAUAUUUCAGUUCUUCUUAUGCACCAAUCCUGUGUGAUAGAAUUGACUGGAGCCAACCAAGUGUUAAUUUAAAGACAUGCUCCGGUACUUUGGCGACUAAGAAAGUAUUUUUUAAACCUCCCACAUUGGGCUGAAUGUGUCAAUUUGUAGUUCAUGCAUGAAUAAUCUAUGAGUAGAAUUAGUCUUACCUCAAUUAGCCAAGAUAUUCCUAGUUUGAAAGUGACUUUUCUUGAAGCCGUUUUCCCUAAAUUUAUCCUCACGUGGCCAGCCACCUAGCAAUUUGAGUUCUAGCCAAUGAGCUUGCAUUUGAGUGACAGCGUUAUCCAACAAAGUUGCAGGGCGGGCUCAGUGGACACAGCAGAGAGAAAUGACGUCGUGCACAUACAGUAUGUGACAUAUGCCAUUUUCGGGGACCACUUUUGGCUCAUGAGCGCUACUUCCAUAACUACUGACUAAUAAGUAUACAAAAGUACCGGAGAAUCUCUUUAAGGGACCCAAGAAAAGCACAAACCUGUGUCAUGUCUAUGAUCUACCACACACACUUGUAUAUUUCUGUUUGUGAAUUCAAGGCUAAGGGAGCCUUAUGUCUGCUGGUUUAGUUUUUCAGAUGUAAGUACUAUAUUCACAUUACAGUGUUGUUGAAUUCAGAGCAAAGUGUACUACUCUCUAAAAUAGUACAUUAUAUAUUUUUGUACUAUAGCAACCGUCAGGAUAGGAAUCAUUGAUUUUGCAACAAAGUCAUGUGUAUCAUAAUUUUGUAUUUCAACCAACAUUCAAAUGAAAUUAGAAAAAUAAAA
Salvelinus fontinalis (brook trout) is the source of this 4291-nucleotide messenger RNA. RefSeq names its product unconventional myosin-Ih-like. The transcript is spliced from 31 exons. Gene Ontology annotation, cellular component: actin cytoskeleton; plasma membrane; cytoplasm. Gene Ontology annotation, biological process: actin filament organization; vesicle transport along actin filament. The record is from RefSeq and is a predicted model, not a curated record. Lineage: Eukaryota; Metazoa; Chordata; Actinopteri; Salmoniformes; Salmonidae. Gene Ontology annotation, molecular function: microfilament motor activity; actin filament binding; ATP binding. Bases 1 to 3183 code for a protein of 1060 amino acids.